AUGGCGACAAUGAACCUUAUCCCGUUGGUCUUGAUUGCUGGUAGGAAUAAUCCUCUUAUUAGCCUUCUUCGAGUCCCUUAUGAUACGUUUAACGUUCUUCAUCGGUGGCUUGCGCGUAUUGUUGUUUUAGAAGCCCUCGCUCAUGUCUUUGCCUGGUGUAUUCCCAAAGCACGAAACGCCGGGUGGGAUGCAGUUCGACUGGCGUUCAUGGAUAGCUCUUUCAUCCGAGCAGGACUUAUACGCGCGGCACGCAUUGUCACCAUCCUCUACCGCAAUGUCAGCCGAGAUCAGACCACGGCCGAUAUUGAGUCCCUACCCGACGAUCUCUUAAAAAUCGCUUUGAACCUUCCCCGCCCAUGGAUUGUUACCCCAGGUCAACAUAUAUACUUAUAUAUUCCCUCCAUAUCCCUUUGGACCUCGCAUCCGUUCUCAAUAUGCUGGACCGACGAUUUCGACUCCCUCGCAGCAGAGAGGGAGACACCCGAAACAACACCAACAAAUCAGAUAUACAUCCUUAUGCGCCGUCGAACAGGGUUCACCGACACCCUAGCUCGCCGUGUUUCCGGGAGUGUGAAUCAGACCCUAUCGGUGCAUGCGCUGGUUGAAGGGCCUUACGGGGGUAUUCAUUCUCUUGAUUCGUAUGGAACUGUUGUUCUGUUCGCUGGUGGGGUUGGAAUCACGCACCACCUUCUGUAUCUGCGGAGACUUGUGCGAGGACAAGUAGAAGGUACGGUGGCGGCGAGGAGAAUAACUCUUGUGUGGGUUGUUCGAUCGCCAGACUAUUUAGAGUGGGUUGAAGAGUGGAUCGGCAGUAUAGUGAGUAUAGGGAAGGGUAAGGAGCGGGAGAGUUCACCGACUCGUGCGUUGCAAAUUUUAAUUUACGUUACGGGUUCUUACAAUGCAGAUGGGAUGGAGAGAAUCCGGUUGGGGGGUUCGGAGGAGAUACGGGUGUCAACGGGACGGCCUAGCUUUGAGAAGCUGCUGGCGUGGGAGAUGAGUAACCAGGUUGGAGCGAUGGGCGUGCUUUGCUGUGGGAAUGGGUCAUUUAGUGAUGAUGUGCGUAGGGUAUGUCGUGAGGCGCAGAGUGGGAGUAGAGUUGAUUUUUUUGAGGAGAGUUUUACCUGGUGA
Penicillium subrubescens is the source of this 1128-nucleotide messenger RNA. RefSeq names its product ferric reductase family protein. Gene Ontology annotation, biological process: intracellular iron ion homeostasis; copper ion import; iron ion transport. The record is from RefSeq and is a predicted model, not a curated record. NCBI's taxonomy places the organism in Eukaryota, Fungi, Ascomycota, Eurotiomycetes, Eurotiales, Aspergillaceae. The coding region runs from base 1 to 1128 and encodes 375 amino acids. Gene Ontology annotation, molecular function: ferric-chelate reductase activity. The transcript has 3 exons. Gene Ontology annotation, cellular component: plasma membrane.